This is a messenger RNA of Tripterygium wilfordii, 1631 nucleotides long. RefSeq lists its product as uncharacterized. Bases 408 to 1466 code for a protein of 352 amino acids. The transcript has 6 exons. The record is from RefSeq and is a predicted model, not a curated record. Lineage: Eukaryota; Viridiplantae; Streptophyta; Magnoliopsida; Celastrales; Celastraceae.
ACCCUAUCCGUCAUUGGCAUCACGGUCGAUUAUCGUCGCCGGUAACGGAUUCUCUGUUCCGUGUUCCUCAGGUAUCCUCUCUGCUCGAUCACUCCAGCAAUCUCUCACAAUUACUCCGAUGGGUUCUUCCUGAGUGCCAGUGACGUCGUUCUUUCAAUUUGUCCAAUAGUUUUCUUUAUCGCAUCGUCGGUGGUUGAUUUUGCGGGGGGUUUACAAAUUUUGUGUCUGGCAUAAGUGUGGAGGUAACAGCAAGUGAAUUUAUAGUUUGGGUGAAAUUAACAGAACAGAGUCCUUGACGGGGUGCCCGUCGUCGGAAUCCAUAUACGAUCACAAACUCUCUCUUGAAAUGCUCGUGAGCUUCAAGAUAAGUCGCUUUGUUUGAGUACAAUUUUGAGAAAUUGUGAUCCAUGGCAGCUUCUUCACCGGCCCUAGGGAACAACUCCAUCGGCGCGCCGCCCAAGACCCUUCGGGGUCUCAACAAGCCCAAGUGUAGUCAGUGCGGCAAUGUUGCUCGCUCCAGGUGCCCAUUUCACUGUUGCAAGAGUUGCUGCUCCAAACUAGAAAAUCCAUGUCCUAUUCACGUUUUGAAAGCCAAUGCAACAUUUACUGACAAAACGCCAACUUCAAGCAGUCCUUUGUUUGAGCAGCCAUCAACUGAAGCAUCGUCUGCAGGGAAUGCACUUAGAGUUGCAUCACUUCGACAACUUUCCAGCAAUUUUGCCCAAUUUAACAAUUUGCAAGUUCCGCUUCGUUCAAGGAAGCCAUUGACUAAAAAGGAUGCUGCAGCUAUAAAUGAGUGGAGAUUCGCCAAGAUAAAGGAGUACAAGGACAGGAACAUUGAAAUUGAAAAUGAAGCUUUUGACCGGUACAUGCAGAAUAUUAGUAUGCUGGAGGAGGUAUUUUCAGUUGAACCAAUGUUAGAAGGGUCUCCUGAGGAUGGAUCCCCUUUACUUGACACUUCUGCCACUGAACAUGAAGUUGAGAAGAAGUAUUUAGGGCAGAAGUCGGAACUGAGAUCAAGUACAAUGAGAAGCGACAAGUUAAGGAGGAGGAUUCAACAAAUUGUUAAUCAAGGGUUAAGGAAGCUUCAGGAAUGUGAGAUGAAUGAGGAAGUUGACGACACAAACAACAAAAAUGAACAUGAUAGAAAACCAAAAAAGAUGAAAAGUUGGCGUGCGGAGAGGUUUACUGCCUUAAGUGAGCUCCUAGACAAGCUAGACAAAGCCCGAAGUAAUGAGGAUCUUAAGGCUUGCUUGGAGAUGAAAUCCCAACUCCCUGAUCUGCUUGCAAAGUCCAUGGAAACAGAAACCAAGGAGGAUGCUGAGGUUCCGAAGAAUGACUCUGGCAAAACUGGUUGGUCACCUAGGAUAGAGGGAAAACUGUUCAGAGCAAUAGAAAUUGAUCAGGAAACCCUUAACAGUGUCAAUCGGCACUUCUCUUCCCUGGAGGAGAUAGAAGAUUUGUAAACUAUGGUUAUAACUACAUGUUAAGCAGGGAAUUAAAUUGUAAACUUUUUUUUUUUUUUGGUAUUUUUCAAGAAAAAUGUCACUCAUCUGUCAGUGUUUGCACCUGGUAUCUAGCCACUGCACUGAUGUUUGAAGUAUCAAAACGAUUGAGUGAUUCUGGGUUUC